UGGUGUAUGUUGACACAGACCGUCAGCUGACGGCGGCCGGCCGGGCGGCGACAGCGUCCUCACAGCCCCCAGAGGCUGUUUGAACAGACUCCCAACACAGUGGCCCGCGUAGCGUCAGUGGAACAGGAGCGUGCGACUGUGGUGGUGGAGCAUUUGGGAGGGACGCUCUGAGCUGAUCUAGAGGCCGGCGCCAUGACCACGGUGGCGGAGGACAAUUUCGGCGUGUACCGCACGGCUAACACGAGCCAGCCGGUGCGCCGUUUCACCCUCUCCAACUCUGCCGGCACCGAGGCCCAGGUCAUCAACUACGGCGCGCGCCUGACCUCGCUCAAGGUGCGCGGCCGCUCCGGUCAGCCGGUGGACGUCGUGCUCGGCGAGGACACCUACGACGGCUACCUGGCGGCGACGAGCCGCUUCUUCGGCUGCACGGUCGGCAGGGUGGCCAACCGGAUCGCCGGGGCCACGUUCACGCUGAACGGUCAGACGUACCAGCUGACCCAGAACCGCCCGCCGCUGCACCUCCACGGCGGAGAGCGCGGCUUCGACCGGCAGCUCUGGGGGUCCCAUGUGGCCGGAGACAGCGUCACAUUCACCUACAUCAGUCCGGACGGCGAGGAGGGCUACCCGGGCCAGCUGACCACCCACGUGACCUAUCAGCUGACCGAGGACAGUCAGCUGGUGAUCCGGUACCAGGCCAUGACGGACCGGCCCACCCCGGUGAACCUGUCCAACCACAGCUUCUGGAACCUGGCGGGGCACGGCGCCGGCCGGGACGCCCUGCUCCGACACCAGGUCACCAUUAACGCCGACACUGUACUGGAGGUGGACGACGCGUGUCUGGUCACCGGCCGGCGGCUGCCGGUCGCCGACUCGGCGUUUGAUUUCCGCCUGCCGCAGCCGCUCGGGGAGGCGAUGGCGGCGGCUCCAGGUGGCGGAUUCGACCACAACUUCUGCCUGGAACGGCCCGAAGACGGCGCGGUGGGCGCCGCCGCGGCGGUGCACAGUGCCGACACGGGUAUAGCCAUGGAGGUGUUCACAGACCAGCCCGGCAUGCAGUUCUACACGGGGAACUUCCUUCCGGCGGACGGAGCCCCUGGUAAGGCGGGCGCCACCUACAGCCGGCAGGGAGCCUUCUGUAUGGAGACGCAGAAGUUCCCGGACGCUGUGAACCGGCCUGAGUUCCCCAGCACCAUCGUUAACCCGGGAGAGGUCUACCAGCACACCUGCAUCUACAAGUUCUCCGUCCGUGAUGUCCUGUAGUAGGUAGCGCUGCGAUCAGUCUGGGAGGGCUGGUGUGUAGGUGGCGCUGCGAGCGAUGUGCUUUGUAGAUGGCGCUCUGGGAGCGUGUGGUAGUGAAUUCCUGCAGCCUGCGAGAUCGUGGAUGCUCAGCUUGCCAGUAAGUCAGCUCAACUAGGAAGAGGGACUAACCUAUCAAAUUCAGUAGCUAGUCUUGCCAGCUGGUAGUAUGGUUCCCAAGUAGACGCAUCACCUAGAAAAUAUAGCCAUCGGUCGCUUUGACAGUAUUUUAGCUCAGGUAACCUGGUCCGCUCUUAGCUCGUGUAACGUGGGAAUGAAAAGAAAUUGUCACUGGCGAUUUCGGUCCUGUGUUUCAGGAAUCGUGUUGUAAUCAGACGAAAAUGUGCUUUUUGACUUGCUUUUUGAUCACUGGUUGUUGUAUUUUGGUCAUGAGGUCGGACACCUUACGCCCGUUCCCGAUUUGUGGAGUCGCCAGUCGGCGGGUGUGCUGGCUCACAGUGCGAUUGUCGGGCAUUUUUGUGAGUGUUCAGGGAGUCAGCCAGUUCAUAAGUGUGCGUACUGCGUAUGUGAAACGUCUGCCUGCCAACGUAUUGUACAAUACAUACAAGUGACAGAAA
Molecule: messenger RNA, 1874 nt
Organism: Amphibalanus amphitrite
Lineage: Eukaryota; Metazoa; Arthropoda; Thecostraca; Balanomorpha; Balanidae
Product: galactose mutarotase-like
Exons: 2
Coding region: 193-1260 (355 amino acids)
Biological process (GO): beta-D-galactose catabolic process via UDP-galactose, Leloir pathway; glucose metabolic process
Molecular function (GO): carbohydrate binding; aldose 1-epimerase activity
Source: RefSeq, a predicted model, not a curated record